Molecule: messenger RNA, 3336 nt
Organism: Metarhizium album ARSEF 1941
Lineage: Eukaryota; Fungi; Ascomycota; Sordariomycetes; Hypocreales; Clavicipitaceae
Product: RhoGAP domain containing protein
Exons: 6
Coding region: 1-3336 (1111 amino acids)
Biological process (GO): signal transduction; regulation of GTPase activity
Cellular component (GO): cytoplasm
Source: RefSeq, a predicted model, not a curated record
AUGACGGCCAUAGUGGAUGAAUACAUGGAAAGUCCUCUGGACAAUGACGAUGUUUUCCCUUGCAAGGGCUGCGGAGAGAUUCUAGAGGAAGGCAAGGCAUUCGAGUUGGCUGGACUUCGAUGGCAUCUCGACUGUUUUCGCUGCCAUACCUGCGGCACUCUUCUCGACUCGGACGCGAACCUUUUACUCCUUGGCGACGGUUCACUCAUUUGCAAUAAUUGCACCUACAGCUGUAGCGCUUGUGGUAACAAGAUAGAAGAUCUUGCCAUCUUGACUGGAGAACAAGCAUUUUGCGCAACCUGCUUUCGAUGCCGUAACUGCAAGAGAAAAAUCGAAAAUUUGCGGUAUGCAAGGACUUCACAAGGCAUUUUCUGUAUGGGUUGCCACGAGACUCUCAUGGCCAGGCGGAGGAAGAAAUCAAAGGCAACCUCUGCUGCCAAAUCUAGAGACAAAGAAAACUCACCCAUGAUAACCGAAAAAUCCCUUCCCGCUCUCCCACCCAGCGCGAUUCCUCCAAACGCCUUUUCAAAUGACCGCGUCGAUCCCGACUCUGACACGCCCACUGAACUCUCCCCACGCCCUCGUGUGGCGCAUAGACACAAUGGAUCUUCACCACGGGGAAGCUCAAGACCUGCUCGCUCACCAGAGAGAUCAGACACCACUGGCAAGGCUGAAGGACUUAGCCUGCCCGCCACUACCUACCGAAAGAACCGCAACUCGUCCAUUUAUCAGAGCCCGAACCCAGGACUCGAAGAGGGACCCGAAAGUUUCUUCAUACCCGUGGCUCUGGACCCCAGCCCGGCCCAGAGCGCUGCACCAAGGUCUGGAUCCGAAUAUGCAGCCGAGAACGGCAGACGAAAGGAGAGAGACUAUUUUAGUGUUCCGAGGCGGUCGGGGUCUGACAAGCGAGACGACUCGCAGGCAUCCACUCCUCACAUCGCAUUUCAAGAAAAAGGACGGCAGCCGUCCUCGGAUCUCGAUGUAGCACGCCUCAAGUCUGGCAAAUUCAGCAAAAAUGCCGAACCAGGCCAGCGUCAAGCUUCUGUAUCUGGCGAUGAGUUCAAGCUUCAGGAUGCCCCGUUGACGAAGAAGGGGCUGUCGACUCGCAGCAAUAGUUCACACUCGUCUGCUCCGCACGAGAGUGCUUCUGGAAAGACUUCGAAUGGUGUUGCGCGAAAGGAUGGCCACUCGAACCUGUCCGAGGCCGGCAGAGCCAAUGAAUCUCGCACGUCCGAAGACACGGAUGGCGCAAGAAGUGGCUCUCGUUCAGAUACCAACAAGGCCAUUACACGAAAGGAACUACCCGCGUCGGCGAGCAUUAACUCUGUCGGACAACGUAGUUCUCGGUCUGGUCAACCAGACCAAAACAAUUUGAGCGACUCUUGCACGCAGCCUCGAACCGUGCCGCCGCCGCCGCCCGCUGAUCAAGCUCAAAUACCGAGAAAGAGUUCAAAUGAUCCAUCCGAACCCAAGGUCUCCCCCAAGCUGCCUAGGUAUAGUAAUGGAGGGGACUUCAGCAUGGACGAAGACAUGGCCAGAAUCUUGGGUACUGAUGAAGGCUCUUCCUCUAUUCUUCGACGAGUCUCCAACGCAGUGCGUCACGGUCGCACCGGCAGCGUGGAGGGCGGUCAUCCCAGUUCCGGGAGAAUCGGUCAUGCCCGAAGUAUCAGCGAAACCACGUCGCCCAGGUGGCCCAAGACCCCUAUGGGCGAUGAUUAUUCUGGCAUGUCACACGAUAUCAGCAGCCCCAUCUCCUUGACCUCGCCCGAUGAUGCUGUUAUCCUCAAGCGUCAGCUGAGAAAUUCCGAGCAGCGUGUGGCUGAACUCGAGAGGCAGUUCAACACUGAAAAGGACCUCAAGAGCCUCCACAAGAAGCUCGUCGAAAAGCGGAAGACGGUAUCUGUGCUUGACACGCAGACUGAGAUUAUGAUUCGUCAGCUGGAAGUUCUCGCCGGCUAUGUCGAACGCGCUAAAGAGACGAAGACGCCGGUCGAUCCUCGACAGCUGGAGGAUUCGGCCAUCAAGGACUUUGUGAACAAGCUGGAUGCCGUCAAAGAGAGCAUGUCUGAAGCCAUUGAGAAGCUUCACCAGGAACGAGACCAGCUGGUGGAGGAGAAGAACCAGGCCGCGGCGGACAGAGACCGUGCACUCAUGGAGUUUGAGCAACUGUCAUCCAAGAAUGCGCAACUAGCAGACAUGAACAACGAUCUCACGCACCAAAUUCAGGAGCGCUUCAAGUCACAGAUUGGAGACGUCAAGCCGCCGAAUGGAUUGGGCAUAUAUGGCCCUACCAAGUCUGGCGGGGGGUCGUCGAUCAACCUGGAUGCUACAAGCUUGAAUACUGGAACUACACUGGUUGGCGAUGAAGAGCCCAUUGUCGAGAGUGGCCCCACGGUGGUGCAGGUCAGGAAGGGCCAGGUCAAAAAGUUCAACUGGAAGAAGGGCUCCAAGACAGUGGCACAGAACGUGGCAAAGGGCGUGAACAGGGCCGUAGUCGCCUUCCAGCAGAACGAUCGCGAGAGGAUGCAGCAUCAGGGGCUGGCUGGAGACAGCAUCGGUCUGCCCUACAACAUGACGGUCACCCAGGUAGAGUCUGCGGCCCCCAGCGGACCAAACGGUCAGAGCAGGCAGCAGCAGCACAUGGAUCCCGGUCGACAGGGCUUCGGCUUCUUUGGCAAGAAAAACGCAAUGCCAAAGUCGGCCUCGGCCAACAACAUGGCGCUGGCGGCGCCUGCCGAGCCGGCGUCCGUUCUCUUUGGAUCCGACCUGGUGGAGCGAACAGAGUACGAACGCCGGCAGAUUCCGGCCGUGGUGACUCGCUGCAUUGAAGAAGUUGAGCUGCGAGGUAUGGACCAGGAGGGUAUCUACCGCAAGACUGGUGGUAAUUCCCAGGUCAACAUGAUCAAGGACGGCUUUGACAGGAACGAAAACUUUGACAUCUCUGACCCAGACCUGGACAUCACUGCUGUCACCAGCGUGCUGAAGCAGUACUUCCGAAAACUGCCCACUCCGCUGCUGACAUUUGAUGUCUACGAAAGGGUUCUGGAGUCGAACGCGAUUGCCGACGAGACAGAGAGGUGCAGCCACCUCAGGAAGACGUUUGCCUCCAUGCCAGAGAGGCAUAGCGACUGCUUGGAGUUUCUCAUGUUCCACCUUAACCGCGUCGCCUUGCGAGAGCCGGAGAAUCUUAUGUCACCGAAGAACUUGGCGGUCGUUUUUGCGCCCACCAUUAUGCGAGACCUGAGCAUUGAACGCGAGAUGACGGAUAUGCACGCCAAGAAUAUUGCGGUUCAGUUUGUCAUCGAGAACACCAACAGAAUCUUUGACGACUCAUGA